Molecule: messenger RNA, 4413 nt
Organism: Grus americana (Whooping crane)
Lineage: Eukaryota; Metazoa; Chordata; Aves; Gruiformes; Gruidae
Gene: RAPGEF4
Product: Rap guanine nucleotide exchange factor 4
Exons: 31
Coding region: 190-3270 (1026 amino acids)
Biological process (GO): Ras protein signal transduction; positive regulation of GTPase activity
Cellular component (GO): plasma membrane
Molecular function (GO): guanyl-nucleotide exchange factor activity
Source: RefSeq, a predicted model, not a curated record
AACCAGGCAGAACCGCACGCCCGCACACCGCUGCCUGCGGCGGGCAGGGCUGGCUGCCGCGGGGGCCUGGGCGAGCCCAUCGCGCCGUGCGCGGAGGGAGGGAGCGAGGAAGGACGGACCGACCGACCAGCGGGCGGGCAGGGGGAGCUGUAGCCGGCUGGGUGCGCGGCGACCUGAUCCCUGUCCAACAUGGUCGCCGCUCACACCUCCCAUUCCUCAUCCUCCGGCGAGUGGAUCGCUUGCCUGGAUAAAAGACCUUUGGAACGUUCCAGUGAAGAUGUAGAUAUAAUUUUUACACGACUGAAAGAAGUGAAAGCUUUUGAGAAAUUUCAUCCCAAUCUUCUCCAGCAGAUAUGUCUCUGUGGAUAUUAUGAAAAUCUGGAAAAAGGAAUCACAUUAUUCCGUCAGGGUGAUAUUGGGACAAACUGGUAUGCUGUUCUGACGGGAUCACUGGAUGUGAAGGUUUCUGAUACAAGCAACCACCAGGAUGCUGUGACAAUAUGCACUCUGGGAAUAGGAACUGCUUUUGGAGAGUCCAUUCUGGAUAACACUCCUCGCCAUGCAACCAUCGUUACCAGAGAAUAUAGUGAGCUCCUUCGAAUUGAGCAGAAGGACUUUAAAGCACUUUGGGAGAAAUAUCGACAGUAUAUGUCUGGACUUCUCACUCCUCCUUAUGGUGUUAUGGAAACUGGCUCCAACAAUGACAGAAUGCCAGAUAAGGACAGUAUGUCAAGCAGUGCUCUUUGCCAGGUUUCUAAAAAUUGUAAUAAGACACCUCUUAUUGAACCUCACAUCCCACAUCGUCCUACUAAAACCAUUACCCAGGUUCCUUCAGAAAAGAUCCUCAGAGCUGGAAAGAUUUUGCGGAAUACAAUUCUGUCCCGAGCCCCUCACAUGAUAAGAGAUCGUAAAUACCAUCUGAAGACUUACAGGCAAUGCUGUGUGGGGACUGAACUAGUUGACUGGAUGAUGCAGCAAAGUCCUUGUGUCCAUUCACGAACCCAGGCUGUUGGCAUGUGGCAAGUAUUGCUCGAAGAAGGUGUUCUUAACCAUGUGGAUCAGGAACACCACUUUCAAGACAAAUACUUAUUUUAUCGAUUUUUGGACGAUGAGCGUGAAGAUGCCCCUUUGCCAACUGAGGAAGAGAAAAAGGAGUGUGAUGAGGAGCUACAGGACACUGUCCUUCUACUGUCUCAGAUUGGGCCAGAUGCUCAUAUGAGGAUGAUUCUCAGAAAACCACCUGGCCAGAGAACUGUAGAUGACUUAGAAAUUAUAUAUGAAGAACUUCUUCACAUUAAGGCCUUAUCUCAUCUUUCUACCACAGUAAAGCGAGAAUUAGCAGGUGUCCUCAUUUUUGAGUCACAUCCCAAAGCAGGGACGGUCUUAUUUAAUCAGGGAGAAGAAGGUACUUCUUGGUACAUUAUCCUAAAGGGAUCAGUAAACGUAGUCAUUUAUGGCAAGGGUGUGGUAUGUACUCUACACGAAGGAGAUGAUUUUGGCAAGUUAGCACUUGUGAAUGAUGCUCCCAGAGCAGCAUCCAUUGUUCUGCGUGAAGACAACUGCCACUUCUUGAGAGUAGACAAGGAGGACUUCAACAGGAUCCUUAGGGAUGUGGAAGCAAAUACAGUAAGACUCAAAGAACAUGACCAAGAUGUCUUGGUGUUGGAGAAGAUCCCAGCAGGAAACAGAGUUUCUAAUCAAGGAAAUUCACAGCCUCAGCACAAGUAUAUUGUGAUGUCAGGAACCCCAGAGAAAAUUUUAGAGCACUUUCUAGAAACUAUGCGCCUUGAAGCAACUUUAAAUGAAGCAACAGAUUCUGUUUUAAAUGAUUUUAUUAUGAUGCACUGUGUUUUUAUGCCAAAUAGUCAGCUCUGCCCAGCCUUGAUGGCACACUAUCAUGCCCAGCCUUCCCAGGGUACAGAGCAGGAGAAAAUGGAUUAUGCCCUCAACAAUAAAAGGCGAGUCAUUCGACUGGUUCUGCAGUGGGCUGCUUUAUAUGGAGAUUUACUACAAGAAGAUGAAGCAGCAAUGGCCUUUUUGGAGGAAUUUUAUGUAUCUGUAUCGGAUGAUACUAGAAUGAUUGCAGCACUAAAGGAGCAACUUCCAGAGCUAGAGAAAAUUGUAAAGCAAGUUUCUGAAGAACCUAAAGCACCACAAAAGAAGCACAAAGUUCUUCUGCAGCUGUUCAACACAAGUGAUGACAGAGCACAGAAACGCCAGCCUAUCAGGGGCACUGACGAAGUUCUGUUUAAGGUGUACUGCAUAGACCAAACUUAUACCACUAUCCGGGUGCCAGUGUCUUCCUCUGUGAAGGAAGUGAUCAGCGCAGUAGCAGAUAAGCUGGGUUCUGGAGAAGGCCUCAUCAUAGUAAAGAUGAGUUCAGGAGGAGAAAAGGUUGUGCUCAAACCUCAUGAUGUUUCAGUGUUUACAACUCUCAGUGUUAACGGACGGCUGUUUGCUUGCCCACGUGAUCAGUUUGAUUCGUUGGCACCAUUACCAGAACAAGAAGGACCAUCUACUGGUACAAUGGGAACGUUUGAACUGAUGAGCUCCAAAGACUUAGCACAUCAGAUGACAAUUUAUGACUGGGAGCUCUUCAACUGUGUCCAUGAGCUGGAAUUGAUCUAUCACACUUUUGGAAGGCACAAUUUUAAAAAGACUACAGCAAAUCUGGACUUGUUUUUAAGAAGAUUUAAUGAAAUUCAGUUCUGGGUGGUCACUGAGAUUUGUCUUUGCUCUCAAGUCAGCAAGCGUGUUCAACUGUUAAAGAAGUAUAUUAAGAUAGCAGCCCACUGUAAAGAAUACAAAAAUCUGAAUUCCUUUUUUGCUAUUAUUAUGGGACUGAGUAAUGUUGCUGUGAGCCGUCUCUCGUUAACAUGGGAGAAACUUCCAAGCAAGUUCAAGAAGAUCUAUGCAGAGUUUGAAAGCCUAAUGGAUCCAUCAAGAAACCAUAGGGCCUACAGACUAACUGUAGCUAAAUUGGACCCUCCAAUAAUUCCUUUCAUGCCACUACUUAUAAAAGACAUGACGUUUACUCAUGAGGGAAACAAAACAUUCACUGACAAUCUAGUAAACUUCGAAAAAAUGCGCAUGAUUGCCAACACUGUCAGGACGGUGAAAUUCUGCCGAAGCCAAUCUUUCAAUCCCGAUGCAGCCCUAACUAAUAAGAACCAUCAGGAUGUUCGGAGCUAUGUGCGGCAAUUAAAUGUGAUUGACAACCAGAGAACUUUAUCACAGAUGUCUCACCGACUAGAACCGCGUCGAGCAUAAACAUUUGAAGCAAUGAUGAGAAAUGAUCUUUUAUCCUGUCAAGGUCACUUGUUAAGAACUUCACUUUCUGUGCUACCCCACUGCCACUACAAAACUAAGCAAAAACAUAUUCUAAGGUCUUAGGCAAUGCACAAUGUACCAGCCUGUCAGAGAACUUUGGCUGAGGAAGAAUUUAUGCACUGGAGUGGUAUGGGUGGCCAUGUUGUGACCUGUUAACUCAUCUUAAAAUGUAGUAAAUGAUUUCUCAUAUGGAUUAAAAAAGGCAAAAGAUAAAAUAGAACAGUUAGUGAAAAAUGCACAAAAAGCUUCUAACAAUUCUAAGGGAGGUAGUGUUUUUCUCCCUAAUGAAAAAUCUGUAUUUUAUGGUUUAUUCUCCAGGUCAGGACCAAAAGUGGUAUCAGUUUAGCUUGCCCGGCUACUGUUGACCUCAGUAGAAGGUGUAUGUAAGCAUCUGAUGAAAGAAUGUAGGUUCAAGAGAGGUCCACGGUAUAGUUCCGUUCAGAGAAGACAUAAAUAUUUCCAUUUGAAAUAAAACAGAUACUAUGAAAAAUUUCUAAUCUUAAUUGUACUGCCUCCUACUGCAAGCAGUGUGGCCAUUUCAGGACUGACAGGACUGAAAAUAUUUUGAAUGAGGAAUAGAUUAAUCUGUGUUUACAUUUUACUUCUUUUUUUAAACUACCAAUCAGGUUUUUACAAAAUUCCAUUAUGAUAGUAAGGUUGUCGAAAUCCUUAGCGUAAAGGUAGCAAAGGACUGGUUCAAAAAGAGCACAAUAUGCACAAAUGGAUUUCAAGAGAAUAAUUUCCUGGACAUUAAAACCUUAAACUUCAGCUAUAAUUAAUUGUGGCUGGUUAACACAUAUUUUCUGGUCUUAAGCAUUUACAAAUAUCUUAAUUUUUAGCCAAUUGUUUUGCACUUUCAAUAGACUGUAAAUAAAUGUUAAUUCAUUACAUUCUAGAAUACUUAUUUAUGUAAUAGCUAUUGUGCCAAAAUAAUUCAGUUUUAUUUAUUUUGUUAAGCAUGUUAUGGGAGUGCAGCUUUUGUCUUUAUACCUUGUCUGCAUUUUAUGUGUAGGAAUUAUGUGAUGUAUGUUUUCUGUAAAUAACAUGCAGUACCUUAUUAAAUGUAAUUGCCGGAAAGGUUUA